ACAGAAAAUAAUCAUUCUCGUUCAGUAAAAAAGCAGAUAGCGAAUACAUAGGGACGACGUGUUUUUAUUUUCACCGAACAUUCGAACGUGGAUCAGUCUCGUCUGUGUUUUCAUAACAGCAAGCGACUGUUAAAAAUAGUUUCCGUGGUUCCCUCAACAUAUUAGAAUAGAGAUAGAUAAUUAACGUAAUUUACAAUCAACAAUUUUUUUUGUUUUGUUCUCUUAAAAGAAAUGAUUCAUUCAUUGAGUGCAAGGUCUAUGAUGUUACGGACAUGCAUAGAGAGGAUUUCUAAAUCAACAGUUUAUUUAUCAUCGGUGAAAUGCAUGUCAAGUUCGACGGAAAAUAUUGUUAAAUCAUCGUAUCCAGAUGUCGAGAUAUCGAAACUGAGUUUAGCCAAUUAUAUAUUGGAAAAUGUUAAAGACAACGUUGAUAAGCCGGCAGUUACUUGUGGAGCGUCAGGCCGAACAUACAAGUAUGGAGAGAUUCAAUUUAUGUCCGAUCGAUUGGCCAAAGCGUACCUGGCGAUACGGGCCUGUAAUUUGAAGAAAAAUGACACGAUUGGAGUGCUAUUGCCAAACAUACCGGAAUUCGUACCUGCGGUACUGGGUGCCAACAAGGCUGGCCUCCGCAUAACCUUUGCCAACCCACUUUAUACACCAGAGGAAAUAUGUCGACAAUUCGAGAUUGCCAAUGUUAAAAUGAUGGUCACAAUACCACAACUACUUCCGGUUUCGAACUAUUUGAGAGCAAACUUGGCCUGCUAUCGUGGAACUAUUAGUAUCGGAGGCAGUGACGAUCGCGACAACAACGUUUUCAACUUCCAUUCCCUCAUCAAAACUGAACAUGAGAGUGAUCUGCCAACAGUCAGCCCGAAAGAUAUUGCAAUCGUACCAUUUUCGUCCGGAACCAGUGGUCUGCCGAAAGGCGUUCUCCUGUCCAAUGAGAAUUGUGUCGCAAACUUAUGCCAACUUGUAACACCCGCUUUCAGCAGAUAUUCGAAUCCAAUAGAGCGUGGCAACAAUAAUGUUCUGUCCAUUCCGCCAUUUUUCCACAUCUACGGCUUUAACGGAAUUUUGAAUUUAUCCCUGCGCAGUGGAUGUAAUCUCGUCAGCAUACCGAAAUUUACGCCGGAAGAUUACAUUAAAUCAUUGAUCACAUAUAAACCGUCCGUUCUGUUCUUAGUACCGUCACUAAUGCUCUUCCUAGCGUCACAUCCUUCAGUGACCAAACAAAUGCUCGAGCCAGUAUGCGAAGUUUUAGUUGGAGCUGCCGCUGCCACUCCACAAUUGCAAGAAAAAUUCAGAAGUAAGUGCGCAGCUGAUAUAUCAAUCCGACAAGGAUAUGGUAUGACCGAAUCAUCACCUGUAACACUGCUGACCCCGUGGAAAGGAAAUAACACCAAGAGUGGCUCAUGCGGACAGCUCGUACCCAAUACAGAGGCGAGAAUUGUUUCUACUACCGAUGGAACUUCAUUGGGAGCAGGUGAAGACAAGACUGGUGAAUUACAGUUUAGAGGACCUCAGGUCAUGCAAGGAUAUUUGAAUAACGAAGCGGCGACCAACGAAACGUUAGAUAAAGAUGGCUGGCUCAAAACCGGUGAUAUUGGGUACUACGACUCUGAUUACUACUUCUAUAUCGUCGACCGAACCAAAGAACUGAUCAAAGUCAAAGGAAUGCAAGUCUCGCCAACGGAACUGGAAAAUAUUAUUACCGAGAUCGAUGGUAUUGCUGAUGUGGCUGUGGGCGGAAUAAAAAACGAAUUUUCUGGUGAGGUUCCGCGGGCUUAUGUGGUUCUUAAGCCGAAUAGCCAAUUGAGUGGAAACGAUAUCAUUGCUCAUGUGCAGGAGAAGUGCAUUAAGUAUAAGUGGUUAGAAGGAGGUGUUAAAUUUGUUAGAGCGAUUCCGCGUAAUCCGAGUGGUAAAAUUUUACGAAAAGAUUUGCAAUCUCUUGGGUAAAAUAUAAUGAACAAUAAAAAACCGACUGCAA
Messenger RNA from Bradysia coprophila, 1987 nucleotides. RefSeq names its product putative 4-coumarate--CoA ligase 1. Gene Ontology annotation, molecular function: long-chain fatty acid-CoA ligase activity. NCBI's taxonomy places the organism in Eukaryota, Metazoa, Arthropoda, Insecta, Diptera, Sciaridae. Gene Ontology annotation, biological process: long-chain fatty acid metabolic process; fatty-acyl-CoA biosynthetic process. The record is from RefSeq and is a predicted model, not a curated record.